GUGGUGCAUGCAGGCUUGAAAUGCGCCUGAUCUGGCCAGGCGGAUGAAAGUAGAGGCGCACUGUAGGGAGAGGAAAAAGUUCUCAACAAGGAGAGGCAGGACUACUCUCACGGAGCCCCUGCAGUCUCACUUUUUAUGCCUCCAAAAGACUUUCCCUGCAAUCUUUUCGCCGUUUUUGCUCUACGACGCUGCUUUGGCGUUUCCGACGGAGAAAUCCGACUUUUUUUUACUUAAGUGAAAGCACCAGCACCAUGGAGCUGCUCUGCCUCGAAAUGGACACCAUCAUACGAGCUCGUCCCGAUCCGAACCUCCUGUGCGAUGACAGAGUCCUGCAGAGGUUGUUGACCAUAGAGGAGAGGUUUCUACCCCAGUAUUCUUAUUUCAAAGGCGUCCAGAAAGAUAUUCAGCCCUUUAUGAGGAGGAUGGUCGCUACUUGGAUGUUGGAGGUCUGCGAGGAGCAGAAGUGCGAGGAGGAAGUUUUUCCCUUGGCCAUGAACUACUUAGACAGAUUUUUAGCCGUGGUACCCACCAAAAAGUGUAACCUGCAGCUGCUGGGAGCAGUCUGCAUGUUUCUUGCAUCCAAAUUAAAAGAGACUCGUCCAUUAACCGCAGAGAAGCUUUGCAUCUACACAGAUAACUCCAUCAGACCACAAGAGCUGCUGGAAUGGGAACUGGUGGUGUUGGGGAAGUUGAAGUGGAACUUGGCAGCGGUGACACCCAACGACUUCAUCGAGCACAUUGUGAAGAGGCUGCCGCUGCCUGAGGAUAAGCUGGCACUAAUACGCAAGCACGUCCAGACCUUCAUCGCCCUCUGUGCCACAGACUUCAGGUUCGCCAUGUACCCGCCCUCCAUGAUCGCCACGGGCAGCGUGGGCGCCGCCAUCUGCGGCCUGCAGCUGGACUCGGCCGACCAGUCGCAGUGGGGCGACAGUCUGACAGACCUGCUGGCCAAGAUCACCAACACAGAAGUGGACGUUCUCAAAGAGUGUCAGGAGCAGAUCGAGCGCGUGCUGGUGAGCAGCCUGCGCGAGGGCCGGCAGCAGCAGCAGCAGCAGCAGCAGACGCAGAGAGGGCCCAGUGGGAAAGGCCUGGAGGAGCUGGACCAGUCCUCCACCCCCACGGACGUGCGCGACGUCAACUUGUGAACCGGCCAGCGGUGUCAUUGCACAGGAUUUACAAAAAGAAAACAUCAUGAAAAAAAAAAACUCAACGUUGUUAAAAGCAGAAAAAAAAGAACAAAAGAGCAAAAAAUGUUUUAAAAAAAAACACAAGCCCUUUAAAAAAAAGAACAAUGCUUGCUAGUUUUUUGUAGAUUUUCUGUUCUUCAAGUCAAAAAAAAACAACACCUGCCCAUGAAAUAGAUUUUCUAUGAUGUUCUAGUGUAAAAGCAACAAAAUUUGCUACAUGAAGCUCUGCGGUGCCUUGGAUACACAGAAGGGAAGCCAAUCACAUUUGCAUUCUGCCUCUGAUUGUACAGUGUGAUAUUUAAGUUAUAUUUUAAUCAUAGCUAGGUGAUGAGGACAAUUUGGUAGAAGUAAUGGAAACCAGAGAACGCAUCCAUGCGAUCGCGAUAGGGCUCUUCUCUCUUCUGCGUGUAUAUGAUACUAUCACUUUUACCGUGUGCCCGGUGGAACAGAGGAGCUGUGCUCAGGCUCCUCCACCGUCACACGUCCACAAGCGUGAGAACAUGACGCUCAAUGUCGGUGGCUUCCACUUCCACGGAAGAGACAGGAUUCCAAUAAUUAUCCGUAGUAUUAGUAAUUAUUAUUAUUAUUAAUAAUAUUAUUGGACAUAUUUUGGAACUGAGUAGAGAUCAAUAAGCUCCUUUUGUCAGGCUGCUUGUAUGUAUCAGUUUGUGGGUGCAGUGUGUAAACCUGUGUUUGUGUGCGAGGAUGCGUAUGUGUGUUGGCCUACAAUAGCGGCGUGCAGCCUGCGGCCCGAGGCACUCACACGGAGCCAAGUGGACGUGUUGGACUACAGAGGCUGCACGCUGCGCCGGGGCAGGGUGCAUCGUGGGCCGUCGCCGGCCCCCGAGAGUCUGAGCGAGGCGGAAGAUGACUUAUGGGUGAAGGGACACGUGGAGCUCGUGAUCUUUCGAAGAGAUGUUAUUACCCGAGGUGCUUCACCUCGGAGUCAGAGGUCACGCGAGGCAUUCGUUUAUCGAUGCCGUUCUGUUAAUGGAAUAUUUCCGACACGUUGUUACGUAACGGUGUUUCCUCGUUGUGAAAGGCUGCUUUGCGUCGGGGCUGAGGAGCUCUGGGCUCUGGGCUCCUCCGAAUUAAACAGCGGGGAGGAACACGCGUGGGCCGAGCGUGACAGAGCGAGGAGGGCGCAGGAGCAUGCUGCUGUGUAGGAGACGGUGACAGUGAACGCGACGCCCCCAUGGCUACACAAUGAAACUCAGACGUAUGUGUAUGUAGGUGGUGUCAACAAUGAGGUCUUGUAGCGGAUGCCUACAAUUCUAGGUUUCCAUUUCCAAGGAGAUGAAAUGAGGAACCAAGACUAAAUGCUGCCAGAUCAUGUGAUGAUGAACUUGUUUGGUGGGUGAUAGGUGUACAGGAUGAUAAUAUACUGUCAAUGCAUCUGGAGUGCCAGAUAGGGUUAUAAUAUGGGUUCAAUGGCAAAGCACUUUGAGAACAAACUCCCCAGGAGAAGAGUAAAAUGAUAAGUGGUGAACAGAUGUUUUCUUUUUUUUAACCUUGUUAGCCUUUUCUUUGGUUUACUUUGUAGGGCUGGUUUCCCAGGUGUAAGACAUGCAGGAGUCAAAACGAGAGAAAGAGUCAAAGUUGAGCAGAGUGGACAUUCCAGUAAUGAGAAAACCAACAUUCCUAUUCGAGCAGAGAGCACGUCGAUGCCGCGUGUGACCGCCGGCCGCCGGGAAUCUGAACAAGCGCAACUCACCGUAAUGAAUUGGAGAAGGCCGACACCUGUUCCAGGGGUUCUGUCAUGAAACGUUUGCUUUUACUUGAAUUUCUUUCUUUUUAUUUAUCUGCAUCACGGCCACAGGUUGUGGACGGACGAGCUGCGAGAAGGAGGGGGCGACUGUAACAUCCGGUGUUUGCACGCGUCGCUCGGGCGUUGCUCGGCGACCGAUGCGCGUUGCAGCGGCUGGUCAGUUUUUCAUGGUGCUGGCUUGAAGAUCAGGCCCAAUGUCAGUGAACACGUGUGUCCCCAGGGUGCAGGGUUCAUCAGCAGGAAGCAGCAGGAAGCUGACAGGGCUUUGCCUUAGCGAGGUGUUAAAGACUUAAUGCUUGAGUUUGUUUUGUUUUUUUUUUACUUCAUGACUGUGUGUGUGUGUGUGUGUGUGUGUGUGUGUGUGUGUGUGUGUGUGUGUGUGUGUGUGUGUGUGUGUGUGUGUGUGUGUGUGUGUGUGUGUGUCAGGCUGAAGAAAAUAUGGGGAUUCGAGUUUGAAUGAUGUUUUUCAGUACAACUGGGCGAAAUAAUGAUACACUUGCCAAAAACAGAAAAAUCCCCAUAUGAAUAUUUGAUACGACCCCUAGAUGUGCGUCUGUCUGCCUGAUGUAAGCUCUUGCCCAAACGGAACGGUUAGGAUGUUGUUUCCUGCAAUGUUAAUGUUGCGUGUGUUAUAUAUUGAGGCCACCUUUUUUCAAUUUGUAUUUGAUAUUUUUUAUGGGGUGACCAGACCCACAAAAGGGUUUUUCUAAGACUUAGAGAUACUGUAUUCCAAAGUGAAGAGAGGACAGAGGAGGAGGUGUGAAGACAUCGAGAAAAAAAAAAAGUGUCAAUAUUUUUACUGAGUUAUUGUUGUCUUUUUGCGCUGCUAAGAGCUAUGAAUUUGUUUCAUUUAUACAAAAAAUAACAUUACCUAGUUGUGAUGUGUCACUUGAGUGUGCUGCUAUUUUAUAAACAUUUGUAUUAUAAUAUAAUUAUUUUACUGCUUAAAAGAAACCUUCAGAAAAACGAAGUAGCUGGUGAUAGAAGAACGUGAAAUGAGUACUGGACUGGAAAUGUUCUUUGUACAGUUUGACACUUUGCUUAGAUAGCAUGUCUCCUUUCCCUCGUUGUUUUAUCCGUUUUGCUCUUCUUCUUCAGUCAAAUCUUGCAUUAGCGGUAUUUCCUAUACCUCAGGAUUAAGGAGCAUAAAACACAUACAGACCCAUCAGCUAUACCUCUGCAGUCAGGGGCCGUGCCGUCCUGGAGGAAGGUCACAGUGGGGGUGAGACUCCCACGUCACAGUCGGGAUACAGCGUGAUGUGUGAUGGGAAGCGGGACGAAUGCGAGGCUACCUCUUGGACUUUACCAACAUCUGGAGGGGAGGGGGGGGGGGGCGGUCAGCGUCUUCUUGGGGUGUUUGUACAAUAGAUAGUUCAAGCAUGUUCAUUUGUGUUCAUGUUGGUGCUACAUCUGAUUUGUUGUGCACGCAAGAGGGAAAAUCAGCGUUUCUACAAUGGCCAAAGUACCGUUCUUGCUUUAUUCACCCCUGAUCACUGAAUGUCAACAAACAUGGAUUCUGUAGGUGGGAAGGAGACGCUUUGCUCUGACAUUGUGUGUGCACCAUUGUACCUUGCACAAAGUAAUGGACUGAGCUGUACCUGUCAUGUCUAACCAUAAAUAUUCUGAUAUCUGGAAGUUUCAGUGGUGCAGGUUUCCCUUGGAGUUGCACCCCCCUCCCCACUAUAACUCAUAUCAUGUACCUCAAAUGUCUGUUGCACAGCAUCUGUUCAAUAAACUUCUGCUUUAAAGGGUGUGACACCACAUCAGCUCACUA
Messenger RNA from Betta splendens (Siamese fighting fish), 4729 nucleotides. It is a transcript of the gene ccnd2a, whose product is annotated as cyclin D2, a. Gene Ontology annotation, molecular function: cyclin-dependent protein serine/threonine kinase regulator activity. Gene Ontology annotation, biological process: mitotic cell cycle phase transition; regulation of cyclin-dependent protein serine/threonine kinase activity; positive regulation of G1/S transition of mitotic cell cycle. The transcript is spliced from 5 exons. The record is from RefSeq and is a predicted model, not a curated record. Gene Ontology annotation, cellular component: nucleus; cyclin-dependent protein kinase holoenzyme complex; cytoplasm. Bases 252 to 1145 code for a protein of 297 amino acids. Lineage: Eukaryota; Metazoa; Chordata; Actinopteri; Anabantiformes; Osphronemidae.